GAACAGGGCAGAGAGAGAGAGGGACGGAGAGAAAGAGAGGGAGUGACUACAGAUGCUCCGGUAAUCUGCCACAGAGUCAAAGAAAAGCAGUCGCGAAACGUCUCUUCUCGUCUGACAACACAGAACGAGACUGGAAAACCACAGAGGAAUUGGAUUAAACAAACGGUACAGAAAAACAGGAAUAGCUGACAAUUGCAAGAAGAGGGACACUGACGCACUCUGUGUUGGAUCGAUUCUGAAGGAAGUUUGCUGCUGUACAUCUGUGUGUGUGUCAUUAUUUUGGUUCUGCUGGGAUGUCCUGGUUGUCUCCGGUCCAGUGGGCAAAAUGGACAUGGUCAGCGGUGACAGGAGGAACAGGCGAAGAGGAGGUUAAAAAUGAAGGAGAGGAGAAUUCAGAUUCAGAAGGGGCAUUUGACACACCAGAGGCAGAAUCCCCAGGAGUGGCUAAAGUACUGACACAAUUGGACAACUCAAACCACACAGCCCCAUAUGAUGCCUCAAACCACUUUCUGGACCAGAACUCCAACCAGGACAUCGUUCCAGCAUCACCUGAAGAUAACACUACAGCUGACAUCACAAGUUCCACUGCCAACACCGUCCCACCACACAGCUUUGGGUUGGAUCAAAACCUCAACUUGACCCUUGGCUCCAAACCCAGUCCUUCACCUCACUCUCUGACCACACGCCCACCCUCCCUCUCCAUCCACUCCAAGCCAGACCCUGCAGAGGUCGAUGAUGAAGCACCCAUAUCUUCAGAUUCAAAUCCAGACUCAAACCUCAUUUCCCCCAAUGACAGUUAUGUGGACAGUGACUUACUUAACGGCAACAUGAACUCUGAGAAACUGAGCUGUAACCUCGAAGGACCUAAAACCACAAUGAUCACAAACUCCUGUAAAAUGAAGCAGAACCUCAAAGUCCAAGAGGAGCCUCACAGAAAACAUGCCACUGAUGAAGAAAAGCUGGCCGUUACCGUUGGGGUUAAACCAGACCAGGACCAGAUCAUUGAAGAUUGUCAUGUGAAAUCUGCAGAGUCUGACUGUUGCUCUUCGAGCGAUAACCUCGACAACAUGAAGAACAGGGCCACAGGAAAUAAUAUGCAGAAAACGGGAAGUCAGGUGCUUGACUCCAUUUGCAUUAGUGAAGAAGAGAAGCAGGCUGUUCUCACUCUCAUCAGAGAAGAGAUCAUCACUAAAGAGGUAGAAGUCAGCAGCUGGAAGCACAAAUUUGAAGAGAGCAGACAAGAAGUCUCUGAAAUGAGAAAAAUAGUGGCAGAAUAUGAAAAGACAAUAGCUCAAAUGAUAGAGGAUGAGCAGCGGAGUAAAAUGACUUCCCAGAAGGCUUUGCAUGCCAUGACAAUGGAAAGGGACACAGCUCUGGCCGACCUGAACUCUGUGGAGCGUUCUCUCUCCGAUGUGUUUCGACGAUAUGAAACCAUGAAAAGCACACUGGAGGGUUUCAAGAAAAAUGAAGAAGUUUUGAAAAAGUGUGCUCAAGAGUAUCUGGCCAGAAUCAAGCAAGAGGAGCAGAGAUACCAGACUCUGAAACUUCACGCAGAGGAAAAGUUAGACAAGGCCAAUGAGGAGAUCGCUCAGGUGCGGGCCAAGUUGAGUUUGGAAAAUGUGGCUCUUACUGCCAGUCUGAGAAAAGAGCAGAUGAGGGUGGAGUCUCUGGAACAGGCUUUACAACAGAAGAAUCAGGAGAUGGUGGAACUCACUAAGAUUUGUGACGAGCUCAUUGCCAAAAUGGGGAAAAUAGACUGAGACAGAGCCAGUCAAGUAUAGUCUAUUUAAACCUGUGCCAGCCUUGCAUUUCAGAGACUCUUUGGUUAAUCAUGUAAUGCAAAUAUACAAUGCAUUUUAAUAUUGCACUAUUGUUAGUCAGUGAGCUGCUUGUAAAAUAUGUAAAAUGUUCUCUUAGAAAAUCUCCAGUGACAUCUAUUGGAGAAUUUUAUGGAAACACUUCAUAAUAUGUUUGAAUGAGCUUUAGGCAAGAUGUGUUUCUUAUGAUGCUAACUGUUUAUAUUGCUCUGAAGCAAAAAGUGUCGUCUGAGCCCGAAUCAUACAAAGUUGUAUAACCAGUGAGAUUAUAAUAUUGUAGCUACAUUUUGUGCUAUUUGUUUCCAUUGCUACAUGUAUUUAAAAAAUUGCACUAAUCAUUGUGAAAAUGACCUGUUACUUUGACUUUAUAAUGUCUUUGAGAGUCAAACUAACCUCCGCUGGACCCUCAUGCACAACAUUUGUACACACCGAUAACAUUUUGAUUUAAUACUAAGUUGCUUGCUGCACUUUCUUUUCAUAUUAUCUAAAUCUUGACUGUUGUUGACAUAUGGUGGAAAAUUCUGUAUAUUUUGAUUUAAUAAAACUUCACAAGUUUUUCACA
Molecule: messenger RNA, 2379 nt
Organism: Boleophthalmus pectinirostris (great blue-spotted mudskipper)
Lineage: Eukaryota; Metazoa; Chordata; Actinopteri; Gobiiformes; Gobiidae
Product: transforming, acidic coiled-coil containing protein 1
Exons: 12
Coding region: 294-1760 (488 amino acids)
Biological process (GO): cell population proliferation; mitotic spindle organization; cerebral cortex development
Cellular component (GO): cytoplasm
Source: RefSeq, a predicted model, not a curated record